UACUCAGCCUGUUUAGAUAUUUAUGUUUCCUUUGUGUUUUUCAGACCAGGUUUAUAAGGUUAAUGUGGCUAACAAGUAAUAUACGCUAAUAGGCUCCAGGUUAGUGUCUGUGUGUGUCUCUGAAUGAAAUCUCAUGAUUUUCCUGCUACAGUUUUAGUUUGUAACUCUUUUCUCAGGUUGUUAGCAUUCUGGCAUUUUCGUGUCCCUCCUCGACUUCUCGUCUUCUCGUGUCAGGAAUGUGUUCUUAGGCAGGACAGGACUUGCUCCUGAGAGAGCUUUUCACCGAGAUGCCUGAAGCUGCGCAAUCUUCUCUUCCCUUUUACAACUUACAUGUUCCAUCAGAGCUUCUCGAGUGCAGGAGGCCAUGUUGCUGUAGCUGUUAUAAGAUGGAAAACUGUGGCUAUAAAGGGAUACAUGAGAGUGUGAUUUAUGGCCUAAGUGUACAGCAUAUGUGUGCAGCAGUGAGGGUCGUGCCAUGCUGUUAAGCUCUUAAAGGUCACUCGCAAAGGGUUUCAUUCAUUCAUUCGGCUGCUCCGCUCAUUGGAGACGCGAGUGCGCGCCGGAGCGGCACGUGAAAGUGAGACAGUCAGCGUGUCCGCGCAAGACAGGGCUGCACUGCGUGAGCUCACCACCAUCACCACCAUCACCAUCACCAUCAUCACCAUCACCAUCGUCUGAGCGCGGUGAGGAAGCUGGAGGUUCGGGAUGCGCUUCUCACAUUGACACACCGGCUCAUGAUGUAAACACCAAAGAGAAUUUUUCACUCUGGGACCUAACAGUAGAAGGAGAAGAGAACGACAGCUGCAGUCUUUCCCUGUGAAACUGACCUCUUUCCUUAAGAAUGGAGAAACAUGUUGACGACAGACUUAAGAAGAAACUUCCGUUUCUCAUGUGCUUGUCUUCCAUCUUCUGGUCUGUGUGUUCCUGUCAGACCCUUAACGUCUUCCAGUCUGAGAGGCCUGAAUGGAGUCUGAGUCAUCUGGCUGUCCACCAGUCCAGUGGCACGGUGUACGUGGGUGGAAUCAACCGUGUGUACAAGCUCUCAUCCCAUGUGGCUCUCCAGGUCACACACAACACCGGGCCCGAGCUGGACAAUCAGGCCUGUUAUCCUCCACUGAUCAUGCAGCCGUGCUCCGAGCCUCUUACCAGAACCAACAACGUUAACAAGUUGCUGCUGGUGGAUGACCUGCACAACCGCCUGCUGGCAUGCGGCAGCCUGUACCAGGGCGUGUGCAAGAUCCUGAGACUAGAUGAUCUGUUCAUCUUGGCCGAACCGUCACACAAAAAGGAGCACUACUUCUCCAGCGUGAACCAGACAGGCGGCAUGUGCGGCGUGAUCGUGAGCCGAGAUCGAGGCCGUGAGAAAGACGCCACCCUGUACAUCGGCACGUCUGUCGGCGGCAAACAGGACUACUUCCCGACCAUCUCCAGCCGCAAGCUGCCCAAAGAUCCCGAAUCUGCGGCCAUGCUGGACUACGAGCUUCACACCGACUUUGUUUCAUCUUUAGUCAAGAUUCCUUCUGACACACUAGCUCUGGUCACGCACUUCGACAUCGACUACGUGUACGGUUUCUCCAGCGGGAGCUUCGUGUACUUCCUGACCGUGCAGCCGGAGACGGAGACCCCAGGAGAGCUUUUUUACACGUCGCGCGUGGUCCGGCUCUGCAAAGGUGACGAUAAGUUCCACUCGUACGUCUCCCUACCGGUGGGCUGCGUAAAGAACAGAGUGGAGUACCGCCUGCUGCAGGCAGCGUUUCUGGCUAAAGCUGGGAGCGUAAUGGCUGCCGUACUGAACAUCACCGAACAGGAUGACGUUCUCUUCGCCGUCUUCUCCAAAGGACAGAAACAGUACUUGAGACCUUCAGACGACUCGACGCUCUGCAUUUUCACCAUCCGGGAUAUUAACGCACGGAUUAAAGAGAGGCUGAGGUCCUGCUACCAGGGGGAGGGAAACCUGGAGCUGCACUGGCUUCUGGGAAAAGAUGUUCAGUGCACAAAAGCGCCGGUGCCUAUAGGAGAUGGGUUCUGUGGUUUGGACAUUAAUCAGCCUCUCGGAGGGUCGGAGCUCGUCUCGGGUCUCGCUGUGUACACAGAGACAUCUGAGCGUCUCACCGCCGUGUCUGCAUACGUUUAUGAUGGCUACAGCGUGGCGUUCCUCGGAACACGAUCUGGAAACAUCCGUAAGGUGCGUGUAGACGGAGUAUCUGCAUUCCUUUAUGAGACGGUGCAGGUAAUGAAGGAUGGAAGUUCUGUUCUUCCUGACAUGGCCUUUUCCCCGGAUCACCACCACCUCUACACUUUAAGCCGCACGCAGGUGGUCCAGAUGCCAGUGGAACACUGUGAGCAGUACAGCCGGUGUGAGGAGUGUUUAAGCUCAGGAGAUCCACACUGUGGCUGGUGUGUCCUCCACAACAAGUGUGUGAGACAGGACCGGUGUGAGCGCUCAGACGAACCUUUCCGAUUCGCUGGUGAGAUCGGGCGCUGUGUAAAAGUCUCCGCCCACCCGGACAGCAUCGCCAUGUCGGAGCACGCCGUCCCUCUGCUGCUGGAGGUCAGUAAUGUUCCUGACCUUUUUGCUGGAGUUACUUGUUCCUUUGGGAGCCUGGCGGAGGUUGAAGGUCACAUUAGUGGGAACAACAUCAUGUGUCUGUCUCCAACCGCCCAGGACGUCCCUCUGAUCCCUGCUGACCGAGACUGGUCAGGUGUGGAGUUAAAGGUUGUUUCCAAGGAGACAGGUCACAUGGUGGUGAGCACAGAGGUGAAGUUCUACAACUGCAGCACACACACCAUGUGUUUGUCAUGUGUGAGCAGUGCUUUCCAGUGUCAUUGGUGUAAAUACAGAAACACCUGCACACAUGACCCUAACAGCUGCUCCUUCCUCGAGGGACAUGUCAACUCAUCAGAGUUGUGUCCUCAGCUGGUGCACACGGGGGAGCUGGUGAUUGCAGCAGGAGACGUAAAGCCCAUCACACUAAAGGCCCGCAACCUUCCACAGCCUCAGUCUGGUCAGAGAGGAUACGAGUGUGUGUUCAACAUCCAGGGAGUAACACACAGAGUGACCGCUCUGCGCUUCAACAGCACCAGUGUACAGUGUCAGAACCGCUCGUAUGUGUAUGAGGGGAUGAAAGUCAAUGAGUUGGCAGUCGAUCUGUCCGUCGUGUGGAACAACAACUUCACCAUUGACAAUCCUGAGAGAAUUAAAGUGCACCUGUAUAAGUGCAGCGCUCAGAGAGAGAGCUGUGGUGUGUGUCUGAAGGCCGAGCGGAGGUUCUCUUGUGGUUGGUGUGUGAGUGAGGGUCGCUGUACGCUGCGUAAACACUGCACUUCACCUGGAGCAUCUCACAACACACACUGGCUCGGACCAAACCAACACCACAAGUGUACACACCCCCGCAUCACUGAGGUGUCUCCUCUGUCUGGACCUCCACAUGGAGGGACCAUGGUGACAAUCCGGGGAGUGAACCUUGGCAUGUCUUUGUCUGAGCUGCAGGGGCGAGUGGAGGUGGCCGGGGUUCCGUGUCACACCCGAUCUGAGGGUUACAUCACUGCAGAACAGCUGGUGUGUGAGAUGGAUUCAGCACCGCUGAGAAGUUCUCCUGGGCCGGUUCGGCUGUGUGUGGCAGAUUGCAGGCCAGAACUAAGCACUCACUCCUCUCAGCUCUACACAUUUGUGAACCCGAGUGUGUUGGCACUGACCCCGACCCGAGGCCUUUCUGGAGGAACCAGGGUGACCAUACUGGGUCAGGACCUGAGCGCGGGCAGCAGCGUGAACGUUCGCUUUGGAAACAACACCUGUGAGUUUUAUAGUCGGAGUGCCACAGAGAUCGUGUGUGUCUCAGCCCCCUCUCUUUACAGCGAGGGCUCGGUGCUGGUUCUUGUUAGAGUGGAUCGGGCAGAACUCAACACCAAGCUGAGCUUCGAGUACAUUGAAGAUCCAACGGUACAGAGUGUAGAACCUGAAUGGAGCAUAUCCAGUGGACACACUACCUUGACAGUGACCGGCACUAAUCUAGAUGUGGUGCAGGAGCCCCGGGUUCGAGUCAGAUAUGGUGGACGUGAGUCUGUUAAUGUGUGCAAAAUCAUAAAUUCCACUUCAAUCCUCUGCUCUGCCCCACCUCUGAUGGCUGAUUUUUCCCCGGGGCAGGACUCUGUGAGGCAGGCAGAUGAGUUUGGGUUCAUCUUCAAUAACAUUCACGCUCUGCUCACCUACAACAGCACCACUUUUGUUUAUUACCCCAAUCCCUCGUUCGAACCGCUGAGCAUAUCUGGAGUGCUGGAGCAGAAGCCGGGGUCACUCAUCCUCAAAGGCAGGAAUCUGGUUCCACCAGCAUCUGGGAGUUCCAAACUGAACUACACUGUCCUGGUUGGAGAUGUUCCCUGCCUCAUCACCAUCUCAGACACACAGCUCCUGUGUGAGCCACCUCCUUUCACUGGCCAGCACAGAGUCAUGAUCCAAGUGGGUGGUCUCUACCUGUCUCCAGGUUCAGUCCACAUCCAAUCAGACAGUCUCCUGACGCUACCUGCCAUCUUCAGCAUUGCAGCAGGAGGAAGCCUGCUCUUCAUCAUCGUCAUCCUGGUCCUGAUCGCCUACCGACGCAAAUCUCAUGAGAACGACCUCACGCUUAAACGCCUGCAUAUGCAAAUGGAUAACUUGGAGUCCAGGGUGGCUUUGGAAUGCAAAGAGGCAUUUGCAGAGCUCCAGACAGACAUAAACGAGCUUACAAGUGAUUUGGACCGGGCUGGAAUCCCACACCUGGAUUACCGUACCUAUGUCAUAAGAAUCCUGUUUCCUGGGAUGGACGACCAUCCGGUGCUCAGAGAGCUGGAGGUUGCGGGCUGUGGGCAGCAGCGUGUAGAGAAGGCCCUGAAGCAGCUGGGUCAGCUGGUGAACAAUAAGACGUUUGUGCUGUCCUUUAUCCGCACGCUGGAGCUACAGCGCUCGUUCUCGAUGCGGGAUCGUGGCUACGUGGCGUCACUCAUCAUGACUGCGCUGCACAACAGACUGGAGUUCAUCACUGACGUUCUCAAACAGCUCCUCUCUGAGCUCAUCUCCAAAAGCAUGGAGACCAAGAACCAUCCAAAACUACUGCUGCGCCGGACAGAGUCAGUAGCAGAGAAGAUGCUGACGAAUUGGUUUGCCUUCCUGCUUCACAAGUUCCUUAAGGAGUGUGUGAGUGAGCCCUUCAUGCUACACUGUGCUAUAAAGCAGCAGAUGGAGAAAGGGCCGAUCGACGCUGUCACAGGAGAAGCGCGUUACUCCCUUAGUGAGGAUAAACUCAUCCGCCAACAGAUCGACUACAAAACACUGACGUUGUGCUGUGUGGAUGGAGAUCAGGAGAACAGGGGGAUGGAGGUGGUGGUGAAGGUGUUAAACUGUGACACGAUCACGCAGGUGAAGGAGAAAAUCCUUGACGCCAUCUAUAAGAACGUCCCCUACUCUCAGAGACCACGCGCAGGAGACAUGGACUUGGAAUGGCGUCAGGGCCGCACGGCACGUGUGGUCCUACAGGAUGAGGACAUCACCACUAAAAUCGAAAAUGACUGGAAACGACUCAACACACUCCUGCACUAUCAGGUGUCUGAUCGCUGUGUGGUGGCUCUGGUACCUAAGCAGAUGUCCUCCUACAACAUCUCGACGUCGGCCAGCUUCCCGCGGAGUUUCAGCCGUUACGAUGCAGUCCUGCGCUCCGUGUCAGCAGGCAGUCCAGAGUUCUCACGUUCCCGUGUGCCGAUGAUCACUCCAGAUCUGGAAAGCGGUGUUAAAGUUUGGCAUCUGGUCAAGAACCAUGAGCAUGGAGACCAAAAAGAAGCUGAGCGCGGCAGCAAGAUGGUGUCUGAGAUCUACCUGACCCGCCUUUUGGCUACCAAGGGCACCUUGCAGAAGUUUGUGGACGAUCUGUUUGAGACUCUCUUCAGCACAGUGAAUCGGGGCAGCGCGCUCCCACUCGCUAUUAAAUACAUGUUCGACUUUCUGGACGAGCAGGCAGACAAACAUGGCAUCCACGACCCUGACGUCCGACACACAUGGAAGAGCAACUGCCUCCCUCUGCGCUUCUGGGUGAACGUGAUCAAAAACCCUCAGUUUGUCUUUGACAUUCAUAAGAGCAGCAUUACAGACGCCUGUUUAUCUGUAGUGGCUCAGACCUUCAUGGACUCAUGCUCGACCUCAGAACAUCGUCUCGGCAAAGACUCGCCUUCGAACAAACUGCUCUACGCUAAAGACAUCCCGCACUAUAAGAGCUGGGUGGAGCGGUACUAUGCUGAUAUUAGCCGGCUGCCGUCUAUCAGUGAUCAGGACAUGAAUGCGUAUUUGGCCGAACAGGCACGUCUUCAUUCGCAUGACUUCCACACACUGAGCGCCUUGCACGAGAUCUACACCUACAUCAGGAAGUACAGCCAAGAGAUAGUGCAGACUCUGAAGCAGGACGCAUUGGCCCAGAAACAAAGACUCGCCUACAAACUGGAGCAGCUCAUUGCAGAUAUGGACCAUGAGAGCUGAUCUGAGAUCUCACAAAAAACUCUAAUCAACUGAGAGUGAACUAAAGUGAGUCACGGUGACAAAUCAUGGUGCCAUAACAUUUUCAACUCAAUAUCCAGGUUUCAGUGAAUCACAAAUCUUUUUUUCUUUAUUCCAAUAAAAGACAUUAAAUACCAUCAAA
Silurus meridionalis is the source of this 6659-nucleotide messenger RNA. RefSeq names its product plexin-A2-like. Lineage: Eukaryota; Metazoa; Chordata; Actinopteri; Siluriformes; Siluridae. Gene Ontology annotation, biological process: positive regulation of axonogenesis; negative regulation of cell adhesion; regulation of cell migration. The record is from RefSeq and is a predicted model, not a curated record. Gene Ontology annotation, molecular function: protein binding; semaphorin receptor activity. Gene Ontology annotation, cellular component: semaphorin receptor complex.